Molecule: messenger RNA, 2183 nt
Organism: Ailuropoda melanoleuca (giant panda)
Lineage: Eukaryota; Metazoa; Chordata; Mammalia; Carnivora; Ursidae
Gene: LPAR2
Product: lysophosphatidic acid receptor 2
Exons: 3
Coding region: 550-1605 (351 amino acids)
Biological process (GO): G protein-coupled receptor signaling pathway
Cellular component (GO): membrane
Molecular function (GO): lysophosphatidic acid receptor activity
Source: RefSeq, a predicted model, not a curated record
UACAAGCAGUACUGGCUGGGCCUGGGCACCAGGCUGAGUCACACCGGCCCGGCCCUCCCGGAGCUCCACGUCCCCGAUCGGGUCCUGCAUAAUCAAACAAAUAUAACAAAGUGCAGAUAACCGGACAAUGGGGCUGUAUGCUCUGGGCCGUGGGAGCCCAGGGCCGCCACAAGCCGGAGCCGGGCAGGGGGCAGCGCUGUCGGGGGCGGAGGGCGCGGGGGCGGGAUUUCGAGAAACUUAAGUGGCGCCCGAGGGUCAGCUGGGGCCGGAGAGGUCCGAGGGGCACCCGAGGCCGCUGGGCGCGGUAUCUCGGUGCUGGAGAAGCGGAGGCGGGGCGGGGGUCCCGGCGGUGGGAGCCCAGUCGGAUCAGGGCGUGGCUUGGAACUCGGCGACGGAUUGGACGCCAGGGAGCGGGCGGGGUGGGGCCGGACGGGGGCGCGGACCCUGAGACCACCCGGAGCUGCGCCCAGGCGGCGCGAGGUCACGGCGGGAAUUCUGGAGCAGUGAGUGACUCAGCCCCCGGAAGGCUCGAAACUGCGUGCGUGUGAGAUGGUCACCAUGGGCCAGUGCUACUACAAUGAGACCAUCGGCUUCUUCUACAACAACAGUGGCAAGGAGCUCAGCUCCCACUGGCGGCCCAAGGAUGUAGUUGUGGUGGCCCUGGGGCUGACUGUCAGCGUGCUGGUGCUGCUGACCAACUUGCUGGUUAUCGCAGCCAUUGCCUCCAACCGCCGCUUCCACCAGCCCAUUUACUACCUGCUGGGUAACCUGGCCGCAGCCGACCUCUUUGCUGGUGUGGCCUACCUCUUCCUCAUGUUCCACACGGGCCCUCGCACCGCCCGGCUCUCGCUGGAGGGCUGGUUUGUGCGGCAGGGCCUGCUGGACACGAGCCUGACCGCCUCGGUGGCGACACUGCUAGCCAUCGCCGUGGAACGGCACCGCAGCGUGAUGGCCGUGCAGCUGCACAGCCGCCUGCCCCGCGGCCGCGUCGUCAUGCUCAUCGUGGGGGUGUGGGUGGCCGCGCUGGGCCUGGGGCUGCUGCCCGCCCACUCCUGGCACUGCCUCUGUGCCCUGGACCGCUGCUCACGCAUGGCCCCCCUGCUCAGCCGCUCCUACCUGGCCGUCUGGGCCCUGUCCAGCCUGCUUGUCUUCCUGCUCAUGGUGGCUGUCUACACCCGCAUUUUCUUCUAUGUGAGGCGGAGGGUGCAGCGCAUGGCGGAGCACGUCAGCUGCCACCCCCGCUACCGAGAGACCACACUCAGCCUGGUCAAGACCGUUGUCAUUAUCCUGGGGGCCUUCGUGGUCUGCUGGACGCCAGGCCAGGUGGUGCUGCUCCUGGACGGUCUGGGCUGCAAGUCCUGCAACGUUCUGGCUGUGGAGAAGUAUUUCCUACUCUUGGCGGAGGCCAACUCGCUUGUCAAUGCCGUGGUGUACUCAUGCCGAGAUGCUGAGAUGCGCCGCACCUUCCGCCGCCUCCUCUGCUGUCUGUGCCUUCGCCGGUCCACCCACGAGUCUGCCCGCUAUGCAACCUCCACCCGAACAGGGGCCAGCACUCGCAUCAUGCUUCCAGAGAAUGGCCACCCCCUGAUGGACUCCACCCUUUAGCCAGCCUGGGACUUCAGUGGGUGCUGCAAAUGCCACAUCAUAGCCCCUGACCGCUUGUAAAUGCACCGGGCUCUACCCAAUCUGCAGGACAGACCCUCGGCCCGCCAUGGCACAGCUCCACUGCCAGCCUUCCCCAGGCACACAACUCGGCCUGCCCCAGGGCCUGGGGGUGUGGGAUCAUCUCUAAAUGCCCAGGAGAGAGUCAGAGGGGGUUCAGGAAUCUGCUCUUCAAUCAUCUCAGGUUGUAGGGUUUUUUAACUGACAUUUUCUAUUUUUACUGCACAUCCCUGGUAAACCCUGUGGACCACUUCCUUGUCUGUGGCAGUGUGGGCGUUAAGGGUGGGAGAGAUGAGGGCUCUCUCAGGCUUCUCUCUGCCCAGUGUGACAGGGUAACAAAGAUGGCCCAUGGAUGCACCAUCUGCCCGAAGCUGAUUCUUUAGGGGCGCAGACUGAGGGGUGCUGAGCAUGAGCUGGGAAAAGGUUUGUGGCCCCGCAGCCUUUGGGGUCUUGUCUGUCCCUAUUAGAAUUGAGGGGAUCUAUGGGGAGAGCAUGAUAUAAGGAGUAAACCUUUCUUUCCA